AUGACGGAUGUUCAAGUAGAUGAAAAUAGUACAUCAAAUUCUACUUCUGCGGGCAUGGCAGCAAAAGGAAAAGAGACAGAAUUGAAAUCGACUGCUGAGAGUAAUAAGCCACCAAACUACAAGAGGAUUUCUGAUGAUGAUUUAUAUAGGCACUCUUCCCAGUACAGAAUGUGGUCGUACACUAGAGACCAACUUCAGGAGAAAAGGAUAGACACUAAUGCCCGAGCGAUUGCCUACAUUGAGGAAAAUUUAUUGAAAUUUAGAGAAACGCAUGAUCUAACAGAGGAAGAAAUAAAAGUACUAGAAGCAAAAGCUAUACCUUUAACAAUGGAAGAAGAGCUUGAUUUGGUGAAUUUUUACGCAAAAAAAGUCCAAGUGAUAGCCCAGCAUCUAAAUUUGCCAACUGAGGUAGUGGCUACCGCAAUAUCUUUUUUUAGACGGUUCUUUCUAGAAAACUCUGUUAUGCAGAUAGAUCCUAAAAGUAUUGUACAUACAACAAUCUUUUUAGCCUGUAAAUCGGAAAAUUAUUUCAUUAGUGUAGAUUCAUUUGCUCAAAAAGCUAAAUCUACUAGAGAAAGUAUCCUCAAAUUCGAGUUUAAGUUGUUAGAAUCGUUAAAAUUUUCACUGUUGAAUCAUCAUCCUUACAAACCGCUUCAUGGGUUUUUUUUAGAUAUCCAGAAUGUCCUUUAUGGUAAGGUCGAUUUAAACUACAUGGGUCAAAUAUAUGAUAGGUGUAAGAAGAGAAUUACUGCCGCAUUAUUAACCGAUGUCGUAUAUUUCUAUACUCCACCUCAAAUAACGCUAGCGACAUUAUUGAUUGAGGAUGAAGCUUUGGUCACAAGGUAUUUAGAAACGAAAUUUCCCGGUAGUGAAGAUGGCCAAGAAUCAGUACCAGGAAACGGAAAAGAAGAAGCACAAGAUGAUCCUAAUACAACAGAGAAAAGCAAAGAGAAAAAUACAGAGAACGAAAAACAUCCGAUAGAUUCUUCGAAAUUGCUAGGCAUAAUACGCGAAUGUAAAAGCAUUAUUGAAGAAUCCAAACCCCUGGGCACUGAAGAAGCCAAGAAAAUUGCAGCAAAAAAUUAUUAUUGUCAAAAUCCAUCAACCCUGAUUCAGAAAUUAAAAAGAAAAAUGAAUGGAGAAGACACUUCCACUGCUGAGAAAAGGCAGAAAUUAUAA
Saccharomyces paradoxus is the source of this 1179-nucleotide messenger RNA. RefSeq names its product TFIIH complex kinase subunit CCL1 (gene CCL1). Gene Ontology annotation, molecular function: cyclin-dependent protein serine/threonine kinase regulator activity. The transcript has a single exon. The coding region runs from base 1 to 1179 and encodes 392 amino acids. The record is from RefSeq and is a predicted model, not a curated record. Gene Ontology annotation, biological process: regulation of cyclin-dependent protein serine/threonine kinase activity; regulation of transcription by RNA polymerase II; DNA-templated transcription. Gene Ontology annotation, cellular component: nucleus; transcription factor TFIIK complex. NCBI's taxonomy places the organism in Eukaryota, Fungi, Ascomycota, Saccharomycetes, Saccharomycetales, Saccharomycetaceae.